Molecule: messenger RNA, 2160 nt
Organism: Archocentrus centrarchus (flier cichlid)
Lineage: Eukaryota; Metazoa; Chordata; Actinopteri; Cichliformes; Cichlidae
Gene: auh
Product: AU RNA binding protein/enoyl-CoA hydratase
Exons: 10
Coding region: 31-1005 (324 amino acids)
Biological process (GO): fatty acid beta-oxidation
Cellular component (GO): mitochondrion
Molecular function (GO): enoyl-CoA hydratase activity
Source: RefSeq, a predicted model, not a curated record
UGAAAGUCAAAGGCACUGCAGUUUUUCAGUAUGGCGGUGUUGGUGGCAUGCAGAUCUGUUUGGCAAGCUUUCCGCGUGCAGUCAGUGGGUCGGGAGAACGCAUGCAGGCUAGCAGCUACCUUCUCCUGCUCCGGACCUCAUGUUCUGUCCAGCAGAGUUUUGAGCAGCCGCGGCGCCGUGACGCGACACUACAGCUCCGACUCAAAGGAUGACCUGCGCGUCAGAUACCUGGACGGAGAAGACAGCGGUAUUGUCGUCGUUGGAAUAAAUCGACCAAAAGCCAAAAAUGCCAUAAGCAAAAAUCUUGUCAAAAUGAUGUUUGAGGCUGUGGAGGACAUCAAGACAAAUAACAAAGUGCGCAGUGUAAUUUUAUGCAGUUUGGUUCCUGGUAUAUUUUGUGCAGGUGCAGAUCUGAAGGAGAGGGCCAAGAUGCACCAGAGUGAAGUGGGACCAUUUGUAUCCAAAGCAAGAGCCCUCAUCACAGAGCUGGGUAACCUGCCAGUACCAACAAUUGCUGCAAUUGAUGGCGCUGCCUUAGGAGGAGGGUUGGAAAUGGCACUUGCUUGUGACAUCAGAAUUUCCUCCAAUACUGCCAAAAUGGGACUAGUUGAGACUAAACUUGCAAUUAUUCCUGGAGCAGGUGGGACACAACGUCUCCCUCGGGUGAUUGGCGUCUCUCUCGCUAAGGAACUCAUCUUCGCUGCGCGAGUGGUGGAUGGAACAGAGGCACACCAAAUGGGGCUCGUCAGUCAUUCUGUGGAGCAGAAUAACAGUGGAGAUGCUGCCUACUUGAGGGCUUUGGAGCUUGCACGAGAGAUCAACCCUCAGGGCCCAAUCGCAAUAAGGAUGGCAAAGCUGGCAAUUAACCAGGGGAUAGAGGUGGAUUUAUCUACAGGUCUGGCAAUUGAAGAGGCUUGUUAUUCCCAGGUGAUACCAACUAAAGACCGUUUGGAAGGUUUGGCUGCUUUCAAGGAGAAGAGGCGACCUCACUACAAAGGGGAAUGAAGUCAGAGUUACAGUUCUGCCUUCAGCUCUGCUACUGUUCCACUGCUUUCAACAUAUUUAUGGGGCAAACUGUACUCACAAACAUAUUAGCCCAUACAGAGGACGUUUGACAGCAGGACUGUAGGGCCUGUUGUGGCUGACCACUAACUUACUGAAGUUUCCAGACAGCUGUGUGAAUCCUACACAAUGUUUUUUUUUUUUGUUUUUUUGACAGAUGUGUACUUCUGUGUUCACAACACUAGAAUUGUCUGCAUGAAGAAAUCAUAAAACAGACAAUUUUUCCUUCACUUGAACAACAUGAUGUGAGUGGAGAAGGUUUAUUGAUUUCUUGCUUUGGUGCCUCAGUGCGGUAGUAACAAAAAUACUUGAGAAUAACUAACUGAAAAUAAUUCAUUCCUGAUAUCAUGUGUCAAUAUAGUUGUCAUUUUUUUACAAAUCAGUUUUGGAAGAUUAAUCUUACUUAUUAAUCUUAAAUCUAUAAUUUACCAAUUACCACUUCUAAUUACCAUUUUCUCUCCCUUUACACCAACUUCCUUCUGAUUGGUUACUCUUGAACAGUAGGUGGGAUGUGCUUUGAUGCUCAGAGGUACGACUGAGCACCAACUAACCAACUAACUAAUAUUAAGAAUAUUAGUUCCAAUAUCAUACAAAGCCAAGAGUAGAGGAAAAAUGCCUGAAACCAAUAGUUUUGAGUAGUCUAAAGGUUUUUGGCUCAUAUUGACCAAUUAAUGGGGUAUUUGCUGUCCUAAUUAAUUGUAACGUUGGCCAUGUUUAAUAUGAGUGUCCACUGCUGUUUAAAAAAAUGAAAAGGAAAUGACAGAAUCAGGAAAAGUGGAAUAAGUCCCAUGCAGACUGGAGAUGCAGCAGGAUGCCCUUCAGUGUGAAAUUAAAUGCAUCUUACUGCUCGCUACUAACUCCAAGAGUCACUGCAUUGUUUUGAGAUCUGCUACAUUGGAAGAUGACUGGUUUUUGUGGUGUGAAUCUGUUGUGCUGCUGCAAAGGACAGAGUGGGAUUUGAAGUGUUUAAUAUUUAGUCUGUCUGCAGAAAUGGAAGCAUUCAUGUUCAGUUUGACUUCAGAAAUGUGAACUGCACUUAAAAACCUUUUUUUUUAAAAAAAAAUCGUAUUGUGGCAUUAAAAAAAUAAAAAAAAUAAA